Messenger RNA from Cooperia oncophora, 402 nucleotides. Lineage: Eukaryota; Metazoa; Nematoda; Chromadorea; Rhabditida; Trichostrongylidae. The record is from the annotation of a GenBank genome assembly.
AUCUCCCACAGUGUAUGUAAGUGCAUAUUUCAGAGUGCUAUAGUCUCCUACGAAGUUCCUGCUCAAGACGCUGCUCGCAAAAAGUGUGAAAACUUCUGGUUGGCUGCCAAGGAUUUUAAUUCUCUGUCAAUAUAUGAGGUCUGUAUGCAGAUGAUUUUAUCGCUUAAUCAGCUGAAGCAUAUCCUAAUUCUGCCUAAGGGCACAUCAUCAUGGGCACGUGAUGGGUGGCUUACAAAUUCGGCCUGGUGCGAGCGAGAUUUUAUACUUCACGGAUGGCAGAAGAGGUAUAAGGAUACGUUUAUCGAGAAGAACGAAGAAAUUCAAAGAAGACUGAAUGCAACCAUCCAAGAUGUUGACGCAGAUUUUCAAACCAUAAAAGCAAGGUUACAGCAAACAGGAUAG